GUGAACAUAUGGGACUUUGAAACCACAGUGGACCCCGAGUUCCAACUCUUCAUUUCAACACAGCUCUCGAAUCCAGUAUACAGUCCGGAGCUGUUGGCGAGUGCUGCGCUGAUUGACUUCAACGUCACUGUCAAAGGGCUUGAGGACCAACUUUUGGCGCGAGUGAUAACUCUGGAACGCGAAAAAUUAGAACGGUCUCGUGUCGAACUGUUGACUAACAUGGUCGCGAAUAAGAAGAAGGUCGAGCAACUUGAGAUCAAUCUCCUGUUCCGCCUAAAGAACAGCCAGGGUUCUCUGGUGGAUGACCUGGGUCUGCUUGAAGUGCUGCAGAACACGAAAAAGACUGCUGAAGCGGUGAUGAUACAGCUGGCUCAAGCUGCCGAGACGGAGGCCGAGAUAAACAAGGCGCGCGAGGAAUAUCGCCCGGUAGCCGAGCGUGGAGCCCUAAUCUACUUCCUCAUCCAGGACAUGGCCACAAUCAACAUCAUGUAUGAGUCUGGAUUGCGUCAAUUCCUCAAACUCUUUGACGACUCAUUAAUCAGUUCAGAGAAGUCUCCGGUUACGCAGCGGCGUAUAGCAAAGAUUCUGAAGUUUAUGCUGAUGCGUCUGUGGAAAUUCUUCACCCGAGGCCUCUAUAAGAAGGACACGGUGAUGUUCACUCUGACACUAGCGAUCCGGAUCGGUUUGCAGUUGAAUCAUGUACGCAAGGAGGAGGUGGAUGUGCUGCUCAAGGGCGGAUCUGCACUCAGCAUCCAGACAUGUCCACCCAAGCCGGCCAGGUGGAUUCCAGACAAUGUAUGGCUAAAUGUGAACGCCAUAAGCAAACUGAGGUCGUUUAAUGGCAUCGUUGAUCAGGUGAGUACUCAUAGCGAAGGACGGCACGCUGUUGAGAAGGGUCUUCUGACCGUUUCUCAAGUUCUUAACUUUUACCAUCUUUCCAUUGCCUACUUUGGCCUAAACUGCCAGAUUUCCACAAAAAAUAUCGACAAGAGUUAA
Messenger RNA from Dibothriocephalus latus, 996 nucleotides. Lineage: Eukaryota; Metazoa; Platyhelminthes; Cestoda; Diphyllobothriidea; Diphyllobothriidae. The record is from the annotation of a GenBank genome assembly.